AUGUUUCAAGCGAUCCUCGAAUUUGCAGCGAAGAAGGACGCGAUAGCAGAGAACACUAAUGGCAUUAGGGCACAGAAUUUGGAGGUUGGAGGUUCCCAGAUAGAGAAAGGUGACACUGAAGAAGUUCAGCUUCCUGACAUUGCUCUGAAAGACGCAAAGGGUGGAUCGGAGACACAAACCCUGUCCGAUGAACUAGCUGAGUGCAAGCUGACAGCCUAG
Messenger RNA from Penicillium daleae, 219 nucleotides. RefSeq lists its product as uncharacterized. The record is from RefSeq and is a predicted model, not a curated record. Bases 1 to 219 code for a protein of 72 amino acids. Lineage: Eukaryota; Fungi; Ascomycota; Eurotiomycetes; Eurotiales; Aspergillaceae. The transcript has a single exon.